Molecule: messenger RNA, 4531 nt
Organism: Gavialis gangeticus (Gharial)
Lineage: Eukaryota; Metazoa; Chordata; Crocodylia; Gavialidae
Gene: CCDC51
Product: coiled-coil domain containing 51
Exons: 4
Coding region: 306-1562 (418 amino acids)
Source: RefSeq, a predicted model, not a curated record
CUUGAUUGCAGAUUCACUGUUGGGACUCUUCAUGAUCUUGGUGAUUGAUCUCCGAUUUAAUUUUUCCAAAUAAUCUCAUCAGGAGAAGUUGCGGGGUCCCAAGUUUUGCACUUGCAUGGUUUGACAUCUAUCCAUUCUGCAUGUGUUUUCCCCCACAUCAGCACUUGAUUUCUAGAGGACAGGGUUAUGUUCCCUCUUACCCAUCCCUUUCUUUCUCAGGGUCAGUAGCAACAAAGUAAAGGUGCUAUGCUCAAGUAUGGAAGUAUAGCAAACAUCUGUAGUGACUGGAUUCAAGGUGUGGUCCAAUGAGGUACAAUGGUACCAUAGCCUCAGUGCGCUAUGGCACGCAGUAUCGCCAUUCUUUUACACUGGGGAGCCAUAGAAUGAAUUUACAUGUAGUGAGGACUUUCUGCUCUCCAGCAUCUAAGAGGCCUGAGACUAAGACUCCAGUGGAAAUGGUGGUGAAAAUCUUUCAUCAGCUAACAGAAGUUGGGAAAGUAAUGGGAAGAAACUCUCUCCAAAGACUCUCCACAACAGUCAAAAGCUGGUGGGACAGAUAUGAAGAGUUUGUUGGUCUUAAUGAAGUUCGAGGGGCUCAGGGAAAAGUAACCGAGGCUGAAAAGGUGUUCAUGGUAGCACGAGGAAUUGUACGAGAGGCGCGCGAGAACGUCGAAGCCCAGCAAAUCAAACUGAAGGAGGUUCGGGACCGUUUAGAUCGAGUCUCUCGGGAAGACAUUCAGUACUUAGAACUGGCUACCCUGGAACACAGAUUGCUGCAGGAAGAGAAGAGGUAUCGAGCUGCCUAUUUAAGCGCUGAAGAAUCUGAGCGGGAAAAAUUCUCUCUCUUCUCUGCAGCUGUGAGAGAAAGCCAUGAAAAAGAGCGAACGAGAACAGAACGAACAAAGAACUGGUCCAUUAUUGGUUCUGUAUUAGGGGCCGUUAUUGGUGUCCUUGGUUCCACCUAUAUAAACAGGGUAAGGCUGCAAGAAUUAAAAACUUUAGUCCUUGAAGCCCAAAAGGGGCCAAUAAGCCUACAGGAAGCCAUCAAAGAACAGGCCUCCAGCCACUAUUUACAGCAAAAGGACCUCAGUGACCUCAUCGUAGACCUGAGAAACAUGUUGCAGACUGGAGUGGGGACAUCAGAGGGAACUGAAGAGAGUGCUUUGGAAGUUAAAGAAGUCACUACUGCAUCAUUACAAAUAAAUUCUCUCUUAGCUUCUUUAAAAGAACAGCUAAACUACUCUAAACAAGUCAGUUCAUGCCUGGGAAGCUUACAGCAGCAGCUUAGCUGCCUCGAAGAAAAUUUAGGACAAAUGGUGUCGGAAGUACAAACUGUUAAACUUGCAGUGCGUUCUCAACCUGUGGAAAGAGUGCAGCCUGCCUCUUCAGCAGAAGGGAAGGGCCAGGCUUUUGGGGUAGAAGAUGUGAUUCUAGGAUUGUCUGAUACUGAGCACAGACUGCAGACCCAAAUCAAGAGAAAUUCAUUCUACAGUACUGCAGUAACCUGCACUGCAUUUGCCUUAACUCUUCCAGUACUGUAUGUUUUAUUCAAAGGAAAUUAAUCUCCAUUUAAACACUCUCUAAGCACUAAGAAUCACUGCUAGUCAAAAAUCUAUAUUAAAGUUUCUAAUCUUGCUUUCCCAAUUUUUGUGUAAGUCAUGCACUUGACCUGGAAACCUUUAAUCAUGCACUUCAUCCCCCCCAUGCACAAUACCUUUUUUUCUCCAGUACUGUAUUCAGUCUGAUUUACAAGUCUCAGGCAAAGAAUUUUCUACCGUUUCAUUUGCUGCACCCUCCUCCAGUGUAUUCUGUCAAUGUCAUUCUCACUUUUUGUGAUGUGCAGAUUAAAGCUUUUCCCCCUAACUUCUCAUUACUAAAUAUUACAGCUUUUGCCAUUUUUAUGUCUUCCCAUUCUUUUCAGCUUAUUUCUUAUUAUUUUUUCAGCUGCUCAAUACACAACAUUCUGUUGGUCCUUUUACCAGAGAAAUAGAAAAAUCUCCACAGAACAUUUUAUCCUCUGCAUUUUAGAUGCGUCUCAGUGAGUGGAGAAGGCAAAAAUGGGCUGAGAUAAGCUAUGGAUAAAUGAAUGUUACAGGGAUAUCAUCUGUAAUGCAAGACAUGCACACCUAGAGGAUGCAAUUAAAACUUUUUAUUGGUAAUGUAUUAAUGUCUGUUUAUUAUAUAGUAUCCAAAAAUAGACUUGGUGCUUCAUCCGUCUGACUAUGGAAAGUUCCCUGUCCCACCCCUGGGAUGAGAGAGAAGAUGCAGAAAUGCAAACACAGUUAAGAUGAUGCUUCUCCCUUAGCUUGUUUAAGCCUCUAGCCAUUUACUUUAGUUCUUACCCCCCUUACUGACUUGGCCCUUAGCUAUAGUUCCUAAACUGAUACAUAUUAGCAGCUCUUCUGCUCUUCUUGGCACAUGCUCUUUUUUUCUGUAUUUCUCAGCUGUUGACACACCUGGAAUACUCACCAGAGCCCUGAACAGAAGAUGGACAAACCACCAAACUGACAUGAGUGCACUCCAAGCUAAGAAACUUGUGUUUAAUUUACUGUUCCUUGUUCUCUUUCUUGCAUUGUUUUCUUCUUCCUAGUUAGUAUUAGUUUAUUCUUUACAAAAUGUGCUAGCUUGCAUUUUUCUUAUUUUAUUGCGUUCCCAUAUUUCUGUUCUCUCUGGGUCCUUUUCUGUUGUUUUUCUGUCCUUGCUAGGUCUCCUACACAUCCAGAUUGAGAAUGCAUAAAUAUAAUAUAAAAAAGUUUGCCCCAAAUGUGACUGAAGAUGUUAAGGAAGACCAGUUACAACACUGUUGCCUAGUCACCCAGUAGACAUCCUCUCCUUGUUCAGAAUCUCUCAUCUUUUGCUGCUUGGCAAGAGAAAGGUGAACAUUUGCUUCUUUUUUUUUUUGGAUUUUCUGAUAAGGUCCUGCAUGAACAACGAAGAAAAAUUACUAGAGGGAGAAAAGCAGUCUUUCAGCUGAAAAGCUUGUUAAGGAAUAUUGAUCGUAAACUCUGAGACUGCAAGCUUCUGGGGCAGGAACUAUUUCUUGUGACACGUUUGUUCAACAGGGCCACCGCACAUUAAUAAGUUGUUAGAUACUACUGUGUUGUGAAUAAUAAACCAUAAUUGAAUGUUGCUGCCUUUCGGAGAGGAAAAGCAAACAGUAAGAGUUUUAGGAGUUCUUCUUGAGAUCAUUGUUAUUUUACGUACUCAAUGUUUGGGAGGAAAACUGAGUAGGAAGUUGAGGGCAUGUGUUGAAUGAACUGUUUGGAUUGGUGGAAGGCACUGUAAGUUGUAGAGACCUUUGAAUGGAUUUAGUUGCAGCGAGCCACAAAUAUAAGUUACAUUUGCCUAAAUGAAAAACGUCUUUUUCUCAAUUCUUGCAAGUUUUCUUUGAUGGAGAAGUUUUAAGAAAGAUGUUUCCCAAAUGCAUCAUUUAAAACAAAAAAAUAAGAACACAGAGAUGCAUGUAGUAUGCAACAGACAAAGGAAUAGAAGAUACCUAAUUACAAUUCACUAAAAAUAAUCACCCUUAAUGAGAAUACUGAUCGGAAUGUUAACAUUUCAGUGCCCAAAGCGAGGCACCUAGAUAAGUAGCCAGAUCUGUCAAAGGAGCUAAACUGUAGGCAUUUGGCAUCUUUGAAAAUCAAAACACGUUUUGGGUAUCUGAAUAUGGAUAUAAAAUGCCUAUCUUUAGAUCAGCCUUUUUCAAACUUCUUGAGCUGAGCCCCCUUUUCAGUUACAAUUUUGUUCGUGCCCCCACACUGCCUGCCUCACCCCAGAGAAGCAGCACAGCCAGGCACAGGGUGCCCCUCAUCCUAGCAGCCGCUGUGGCUCAGCUUGGCGGGCUCCACCCACUGUGGCCCCCCCUGCACCCCGAUGCUCUGUGCCCACUAUGCUGGGCUGCUGGAGGCACAGUCACCAGCUGCCAGAGCCUGCCCAGGGCUCCAUGCCUCCAUAUCCCCCCACGAGGCUGCAGCGGCGCUGUCUUCUUGCAAACUUCUUGCCCGUGCCCCCCUGCCAACGUUCCUUCAUGUCCCACAGUUUGAAAGCCACUGCUUUGUCUGUCUAAACUUGAAAGCUUUGAUCAGUGUUCUGUUUUGCUUUUCUCCAAGUAGUUACCUGCAACUGAAAAGACCCAAACAAGCUCCAAAAAUGAGUAAAGGCAUAAGUGUUUCACACAGUAAGAGAUUUAUAAAAACAAAAUAAAUAACCAAACAAACUAGGAUCAUUUAACAGAGAAGAGAAUGGGCUUUUGUCAAGUAUCUGAAAUUACUGAAGUUAGUAGUUUUAACACUAACCCAGGUAAAAGAGCAAUGGGUCACUCAAUGAUAACACCAGCUUUUGGAAAUGGAGGGCCAGCAUUCGAGUAGCUCAAUAUUAUGGUAAAAUCUCUAGUAAUUUCCUAUCAAGGUGACACUAACUAAAUCUCAUGCUUUGGCUAACAACCUGAUCACAGGGUUUGAGAGGAUUCUGUCUUUUGGAUGCAGUAAAGUACAAUUUGGAAGAUGCAUCACAACAAUAAAUGAAUACCAAC